GUGUACAAUGUUUCAUCAGUGGAAACGUACCAAGGCAAUUGUACAUCAUACGAUGCUCAUGUAUUACGAGCAAAUAUCUGUCAAUUAAUGUAUAGCGUAAUUCAUUCCAAUGGAAUGCCUAAUAACACCAAUGCGUAAAAGUGAGACGACGGCAUAAUAUCAUACAAUGAAAUGUCAUUCGUAACAAAAACACACAGUCAGACAAAAUAGAAAACACACGAGCCUUCACACAGUUUUCCGAGAAGAAAAAAAGUUACUUUCAUUAGUUGGAUCGCAACAAGCGAGCCAAAAAAAGUGUUUUCUGUUUGAAUAUUUGCACUAAAUUGGUGUUUCAUCGAAAAAAAUUCGACGUGUGGCGACGAAAAAACCAGAAAAAAUUCCAUUUGUCGUGCCCAAGUGUUCAUAAAAUGAUGAGUUAAUUUGAAUUGCGUGUUGUUGUCGAGUAUAAUAAUAAAUUCAGAAAAAAAAACUUGAAAUAUCUCAGACGUAAUUGACAAAAGUUCGUUGUUUGACGGCCCGAAAAUCGAUUUAGUGUAUGGUGAUGUGAUUGGAUGUAUAUUUUUGUUAUUUAAAUGGUCACUUUGGGUUGCUGUGGGUGUUUACAACAUAUGUGAAUUUGAAUGUCCUUCACCGGAAAACCGUGAUCUAGGCUCAGGUGUGCGUCGAGUCUAAAUAGCAACAACAACAACAACAGCAAAAGUCCAUUUUGAAUCGUUUUUGUCUGUUGCGACGCACGAAUCGAAAAUGUUUCGCAGCCGUAGCUGGUUCGGUUGGAAUAAACCAAAGAAUCGUCUGUCAUUGGAUCAUCUCAAGUAUUUGUAUGCAGUGCUUGAACGUAAUACCACCGUGUCGGAGCACAAUCGUGGCCUGUUGGUGGAAUCAUUGCGAUGCAUUGCGGAGAUUUUAAUUUGGGGCGAUCAAAAUGAUUCGUCGGUUUUUGAUUUUUUCCUGGAGAAAAAUAUGCUCUCAUAUUUUUUACAUAUUAUGAGACAAAAAUCCGGCGGUUCCAGCUUUGUUUGCGUACAACUCCUACAAACGUUAAAUAUUUUAUUCGAAAAUAUUCGCAAUGAAACGUCAUUGUAUUACUUACUUAGUAAUAACCAUGUCAAUUCGAUUAUCGUCCAUAAAUUUGACUUCUCCGAUGAGGAUGUCAUGGGCUAUUACAUUCUGUUCCUGAAAACACUAAGCCUCAAACUCAACGUUCAUACCAUUCAUUUCUUUUAUAAUGAACACACCAACGAUUUUCCACUCUACACCGAAGCGAUCAAAUUUUUUAACCAUCCCGAAUCGAUGGUUCGCAUCGCCGUCAGAACCAUCUCACUCAAUGUGUACAGAGUCGAAAAUACCAACAUGCUGCAAUUUAUACGUGAUAAGACAGCCGCCCCAUAUUUUAGCAAUCUCGUUUGGUUUAUUGGAAAGCAUAUUUUGGAGUUGGACUCGUGUGUUCGCAAUGAUAUCGAUCACCAAUCCCAACACCGUCUGUCCAACCUAGUGGCCGAACAUUUGGACCAUUUGCACUACUUGAAUGAUAUUUUAUGCUUGAAUAUCCCAGACUUGAAUGCUGUUUUAACGGAGCAUUUGUUGCACAAGCUAUUUGUUCCGCUGUAUAUAUUUUCGUUGACACCGGCACCGCCGCCACUAUCGAUGGCUUUAAUUGCACAAAAUCUGGCGGCUGUUCUCAAUAAAACUGUCGAUAUUGAUAUUCAGGAGAUGAACAAUCCGCGUGUAUCAUGUGUUGUGGCAUUGUUUUUGCUGUCGUUAGUGUUUCUCGUGAUAACUCAUGGCCCAUUGGUGCAUGCACUGGCCUGGGUCAUUUUGAACGCUGACCACAAUGUGUUCAAAGAGGGUGCUGGUGAGGUGUUGAACUCAUAUAUCGAGAAAAGAAGCGCCGUCACAUUGGGAUUUGCCCAACCGGUAGAGAGUUUGGAGCAAGCUCUCGAUGGAUCGUUAACACCAUCACCAACUGAUGAAGCGUUUGACAACGGAGCGAUGAGUGAAGCGAGCACAUCAGGUGCUGCCAGCCGUCAGGCACAGAAAUUGUCUGUGGGUGAAGAGCCACACUCGUCAAAUCGAAGCCAAUCGUCCUCCAUUGCAAUCGAAUCGGCGAAUAUCACCGAUGAAGAAAAGGAAAAAUUGAAAAUCAGUUAUGGCGAGAGUUCCACUAGCACGCAACCAGAAGUCUCGAACCGUCCCUUUUUAGACACAGUAUUAUCAGCGCUAGACUGCAGCGAAAACGAUUAUCUCGCAUUGUUGGGCCUUUGCUUAAUUUACGCACUGGCCAACAACGAAGGAGUCAACUCAAAGUGGCUGGAUCAAGUGCUUGGAACACAAUCUAAUUCGAAUGGCAAAUAUAAAACCAUUCUCAUCGAUCGAUUACUCCAAAUCGUUCACAUCUCCGGCCAAUUGUCGAGUCGAAUCCGUUUAAUAACGAUGGAAUUGACCUUGAAGCUGUUUGGUCACUUUGUGAAGGAUGAAAAUGAGAUUUACACCCUUAGCGAGUCACAACACAACUCUAUUCAGUCGGCUCGACACUCAAGCAUGAUUGUACUGCAGAAUUUUUAUAAAUCUGAAGAUAUUUUCCUCGAUUUAUUUGAGGAUGAAUACAAUGAGAUGACCAAGUCCAAUUUGAAUGUGGAAUUUUUAUGCAUGGACUCGACCAUUUUGUUACCGCCAACCGGAACACCACUCACUGGCAUCGGUUUUACGAGGCGUCUUCCAUGUGGAGAAGUAGAGAAGGCAAGACGAGCCAUUCGAGUGUAUUUCCUACUUCGACGGCUAUGCCAAGAAAUGAACUACGAAGAAGAAACAGUGUUGCCGCUCACUAACUUCAGCGCAUGCAUCAAUGUGGAUAAUAUUCUGGAUUUGAAUAACAGCGAUUUGAUCGCAUGCACUGUUCUACUGAAGGACGGCACAAAAUAUCGUCGAUUUUUAGUGAUCGAAGCAUUGCAAUUGGUUCUCGUGGAACCAGACUCAAAACGAUUGGGAUGGGGAAUUGCCAAAUUGGUUGGUUUCCUACAAGACGUCGAAGUGACUGGUGACAAAGACGACUCACGCUGUUUACACAUCACCAUCCAUCGUGGAGGUGCGACAACAAAUCGAACACCGAUCCUUUCGGCCAAAUUCAUAUUCGACGAUCAUAUUCGAUGUAUGGCUGCCAAGCAGCGAUUAACCAAAGGUCGAACAAAAGCACGACAAAAGAAAAUGAAUCAAAUCGCACAGCUGUUGGAAAUAAGUGAUCAACAGCUAAAAAGUACCAUUGCACCAACUUCACCAGCUUCGGUGCUACCCAGUUUACGUCCUGGUUCUGCAUCGAAAACGACACGUGAGCAUCGGCCGUUGUUUUCAACAGCAAAUCGAGUACCUGGCGUUGCGGCAGCGCUACGAAGGGAGAGUAUACCGUCAGGUAGUGUGAGCCGAGUUCAAAUCACUCACAAUCGGCAAAUCGAUCGGGAGCGUUCGCCAAACAGUGCAGCUGGUGGAGCUAAAUCGAGGGACGCAUCACGGAAUCGUGUGAAUGGCAACAAUGGCAAAGUUAGAUCGCGUGAGUCUAGCCCGAGAACGCCUCGUCCAAGAUCUGAAGAGAUUCCAAUGGAAGAUUUCCGUCAGUCUCGUAACUCGAGUCCAUCAUCGCGAUGUUCAUCGCGAGCAACCUCACGAUCACAUACUCCAUCGCGAUUGGGUGUCAAUGAAAAUACAUUGUCGGUACCACCACAAGAGCACCAAUCGCUUGCAAAUAGCCCGAAUUUGCUAGCUGUCGCCAGUGCUAGUUUGGCCGAAGAAACCGAAACCAAUGUCAAUUCCAUCGAAACAUCAUUCAUUGCACCAAAGAAAAAAGGUGCUAUUGAAACGGUAUGAAAGUAAAACAAAUACUUUUCCAUACACACACUGUGUGCGGAAGAGUAUGCUUCGAUCCUUGCUUUGGAUCCAUGUUAGUUAAAAUAUUUUUUGUAGAAAAAUUUCUCAUUAACUUAUUGAUACGACUAAAUUGAUAUCACCGAAGACUCUUUGCUUCAAGUAGAAAAUCAAUUUCUGGUGCAAGAAAUGUAUGAAAAUUGAAAGAAAAAACGAGUCAUUUGUUUGUUUGAUACAUAUUCACAGAGUGUCUAGCAUAUAGAACAUUUUUUAAGCAUUAAGACGAAAACAGGAACUUUUAUGACUAUAAAUUGGUAAAUAAAGUGAAUUAAAAAUUGA
Sitodiplosis mosellana (orange wheat blossom midge) is the source of this 4191-nucleotide messenger RNA. It is a transcript of the gene ema, whose product is annotated as protein CLEC16A homolog. Lineage: Eukaryota; Metazoa; Arthropoda; Insecta; Diptera; Cecidomyiidae. Gene Ontology annotation, cellular component: late endosome; endolysosome membrane. Gene Ontology annotation, biological process: endosomal transport; endosome to lysosome transport; regulation of autophagosome maturation. The coding region runs from base 745 to 3855 and encodes 1036 amino acids. The transcript has 10 exons. The record is from RefSeq and is a predicted model, not a curated record.